Molecule: messenger RNA, 4802 nt
Organism: Lytechinus variegatus (green sea urchin)
Lineage: Eukaryota; Metazoa; Echinodermata; Echinoidea; Temnopleuroida; Toxopneustidae
Product: dual specificity protein kinase CLK2-like
Exons: 13
Coding region: 130-1623 (497 amino acids)
Biological process (GO): regulation of RNA splicing; protein phosphorylation
Cellular component (GO): nucleus
Molecular function (GO): protein tyrosine kinase activity; ATP binding
Source: RefSeq, a predicted model, not a curated record
GCUCGUCGAUCAUUAUGCGCGCGCGCCGAAAAAAAAAGCAACAAAAAAUUGAUCAAAAAGACGAAACGAAAACGUUAACGUAUUGAAAAAUAUGCAUUUUCUCCUGAAAUAUGAAGUUUUGCAUUAUUGAUGAAUACAAUUUACUUUGUUGAAAGAAUCAAGGAUCUUCUAGGCAAUGCGAUGCCUCGUUCAAGGUACCAAUCACCGAGCAGGUACUCCAGUCGCCACCGUCACAGGAGAAAACUGAGGACUCCAUCCUAUGCCAGAGAGAGGGACCGAGAUGACAGAGACUUUUAUAGCAAAGACUACGGUGCUUGCAGAUAUCGCUCAAGAAGUCGAGAUUACUACCGAGAGCCGUCACCAUCACCCCAGAGCAGACACUGCAGAGACUUUGACCGCAACAGGGGACGAGACAACUACUACGACGACCGCUUCAGAGAAAACCACAGGCACGAAAGUCAACACAGAAAACGUCACAGCAGGAGGUACCGGAGGCCACGGAGACGCUCAGAUAGCUACUCAACGAGUCGGCAUAGGGAGGAAGGGCACAGAGCAAGCGUUAUAGAUGAUGAUGAGGGUCAUUUGAUCUAUCGACCGGGCGACUGCUUGCAAGCAAGAUAUGAAAUCACCUCCACAUUAGGGGAGGGAACCUUUGGUAAAGUUGUUCAAUGCAGGGAUAACAUGUCUGGGGGUACUAAAAAAGCAUUGAAAAUCAUCAAGAACAUCGAGAAGUACAGGGAAGCUGCCAAACUGGAAAUCAAUGUCCUAGAGAAAAUCAACAAAAAAGAAGGAGCUGGAAAAAGCUUGUGUGUGAAGAUGUACGACUGGUUUGACUACCACGGCCAUGUCUGCAUAUCCUUUGAGAUUCUUGGUCUCAGUAUAUUUGACUUUCUGAAAGACAACAACUACCAGCCUUACCCUUUAGAUCAAAUUAAACGAAUGUCCCACCAACUCUGCUCAGCUGUCAAAUUUCUACAUGAUAUGAAGAUUACACACACAGAUCUCAAACCAGAGAACAUUCUCUUUUUGGAUAGUCGAUCAUCUAUCAAAUAUGAUCCGGCCAAGAAACAAGAUGUGAGGCAAGUACUGAACUGUGAUAUCAGACUAAUAGACUUUGGAUCAGCAACCUUUGACCAUGAACACCACAGCACAAUUGUUUCAACCAGGCAUUACAGGGCACUUGAGGUCAUCCUAGAGCUUGGUUGGAGCCAGCCGUGUGAUGUGUGGAGUAUUGGAUGUAUCAUAUUUGAACUUUACACCGGAUUUACAUUAUUUCAGACCCAUGAUAACAGAGAGCAUCUUGCCAUGAUGGAGAGAAUACUGGGGAGUUUCCCUUCCUGGAUGAUCAAGAGAACAAGAAAGAGCAAGUAUUUCUACCACGACCGUGUCGACUGGGACCAGGACAGCUCGUCCGGUCGCUACGUCUGCGAGAACUGCCACCCGCUACGCUACUAUCCGGACAGCGAUGCCGACGAGCACCGCCUUCUCUUCGACGCCAUCGAGGAGAUGUUAGAAUUCGAUCCUUUCAAGAGAGCGACGUUGGGUCACGUCUUAGAACACCCUUACUUUGCGGACAUUCACCAUUAUGGAGGAAGCAGAGACAUGCACAGUAUCAGUAGGUGACGCUAGGCCAUACUAACAGAGACUCUUAUUCUUGUCUUUAAGCUUUCCCCCUUCUUUCCAUUCUUAUUUAUUUUCAUUUUCAGAUAUGAAAGUGAAGAAUAUCUGUUUUGCCCUUGCAUGCGUACUUGUACUUGUUUGAGGAGGCAGAUAUGAAAGAAAGUGAGAAUGUCUAUUUGCCCCUGCACCCAUACUUGUAAAUGUAUGAGGAAGAAGAUAUGGAAGAAAGUAAAGAUCAUAUCUAUGUCCCUACACAUAUACUUGUACAGGUACGAGGAGGCAGUAUGAGUCGUGGUCUUUAUUCCCUGUCUUUACUACUUCAGAACCAUUUUUAAUUGGAUUCAGAUGAAGAAUACAGGAUCAUGCAAUUGUGAGCUGAUAACAUCCUAAAUGCAAGGGGGUGAAGUUACAGGUCGAAAUGAGUUAAGAUAUAAACGGUGUAUGACACUCCAAUUCUGUUGAACCAGUGGAGAUAAUGAUUGAAAGAUUAACACUAUGUACUGUUUUUACUAAUACCACAUAUUUUAAACAUUAGAUCAAACUGCUAUGUAUUCAAACUGCAAAUGUUUUGCAGCACAUUUGCGCAUCACCAGUGUCAUCUAUUGAGAUUUUAACUAUCAGGUAGACAUGUUACUAGUCGGAUUCACACGUGGUUGAAGCUUUGAAUUUGGUUUGCAGUUUCAAUCCGUUCGGCCAGACAUUUGUCAAAACUCUAGUGUAUUGCUGCCACAGAACUGCAAGUAAGAUUGUGGUUAAUACAACCAGGGUCAUGCAUCACAAACCUUUGUGACUGAUCUUAUGAUGGAUUCUCACAACUUAUUCUACAUUGUGGUCAAUGCUAUCCAUCACAAAAUCUUGUUUUGGGAUUGAUUGCUAUUUAACUUAGUGUUAUGGGGCCCAAGGUUUGUGAUCGAAGCGACAGUCAACAGAAGGUCUUGUUGUGUGUACUUGCAUAUGUUUUUCAGGGUUGGUAUUAUUCUAAGUCCAUGACUGGAUGCCCUUGUAAUUGGUCACGAUUCCCCCUCUCAUUGGUCAGUGGCCUUAGAAAUUUUUAUGCCAUUCAAUUAUUUUCCAUAUAUGUGGUCUAGUUCAGGAAUGUGCCCAUCGAAAAGAGGCAUGUCCUCAAUACUACUAAAAUUUUGAGGCCCAACGUUGAAAUACCAAGUCGUUGAGGUUUGAUAUUAUUCCACUCCGUAAAAAAAUGUUUGAAUAGUUUUGAGAAAACUAUGUCUCAUUUUUCUCACUUGCUCGCUUUGAUUAUCUGUACUAUUUUCAUUAAUUUCUAUUUCUUUUUAUUACAUUCGUAACACUAUAUAUAUGCAAAUGUUCAGUAUUACGACACAAAUGAAGGUGUUUUUGUAUAACAGUGUAACAGCAUGCCAAAUAAUUGCAAGUAUGUCACUUAGGGAAUGCUGCCGGCUGUUAAUUGUUUGACAAAUAAUUUGAAUGAUUAUUGAACUAAUGUAUUUUAUGAUUAUAUUGCUAUUGCUGCGGGUUAUGGCUUUAGCAAUGAUGGUUACACUAAUGGUGAGGUGUGUAUCGAUAAUGAUGGCCAACUGCCAGUUAUGUAAUGCAAGAAGUAUCACCUAUGUGCUACGAUAAAGCAACUCGUUUUUGUAAAGAUUCCAGUUGGCAUUUAGGUUUCGGGUUUUCCUUGGAUUUGGGAUGCGAGGAUCAUGGUGUUCAUGUUCUUAAUGUCGAUAAUGAAUGCAGGAGGGAACACGGUACAUGCAUAAUUAUAUUUUGAGAUGACAUCACUCUGACGACAUGUGACCUAAACUCCUUGUUCUCACACCUUUUAUUAGUCUGACAAAAGAAAAAUCCAUGGUUAUAAAUAAUUGUGUUCAUAUCUAAUCGGAGUAUUUGAUUACUCAUUUUGCCUCAGUUACAUCAGCAGCCUUUUUUUUUCAUAAAAUUGAAACCAAAUUUUUUGUUGUUUUCAAUUCAUAACAAGGUCUUAAAUAAUAGCCCAAUUUUACAUCAGCAUUUCUACUCAUCAUAUGAAGUGUUUGUUAAUAGUAUUGUAUGAUAUAAUGUAUUUAUGAAUUUACAUAUUGAGCAUCAGGGAAGAAAUAACUCCAUUGUAAUAUCUAAAAGAAAAGGAUGUAAUUUGUUGCGUCUGGGAUAAUUGACAGUUGAUUGGGAAUACAGAAUAUGCUAUAUCUGGAUAUCAGCAAUGUGAUGAAAGAAGUGGUAUGUUUAAAAACUAUUUGAUCAUCGUCAACGCCACACUACUCAUUCAUACAUUAUCGAAUCUCAAUGUUUCAAAUACGAAAAUAUUUAAGGUAUUAGCUUCAAAUUCGUCCUCUUGUCAAGUUUUCGCUAGAAUUGCUUAUGUCUUUGGUUGUAGAGUGUGAUUUAGUUCUUUGAGAAGACAUUUCAAGUUUGCAUAUCAAUUUCCUGAAAUAUCUAGUGUGGCAUGGGUUGAAAUUCAAAAACUUGGUGAUAGUCCACAUCAAGAUUGGUAAAGAAAUAACAACAGUGAAGAUGUAACCAACAUGGCAAAUACUCUUUGAGGUCAAGAUUAUAGCUGUGACUUGACCUGUCCUCAAAAUAUAGAAAAGUGAAGAGUACAGUUGACAAAUUAACAUUUUUAUUACAAAAUGUAAGAAAGUUAUUCUUUGAAGGUCAAAUUGCCCUCCCCCACCAAAGAACAAAAAAUCAGUUCAGACACAUGCAUUUUGACUUUGGAUUAGUUUACUUUUAUUUUUUCUUCUGUUCAGUUCCACUGUCUUAUUCAUUUUUUCAGUUUAUUAUAAGGAGGAAUGUUAGAAUUCCCAUUGAAUAUUGAAAGACUAUGACAUUAUUAUGAAUAACGCAAGUAUUGGGGGAAUUUUAAGUGUAGGAGAUGCUUUAUUAUUUACCUUCUGCGUUGACAUUUUAUCUGUCGGACAAUACAGACUAUCUUUAAAGAAAAUAGUCCCGGAUUCAUUUCUAUAUUUAAUUUGUAUCAUCUCCUUCACUGUACAUUUAAGUUGGUCAGCAUUGAAAUUAGUUUACUCCGUUUAUAUCUCUUGACUAAUAAAUGGAAAUAUUGGAUAGGAUACCUCGCCGAGUAUGAAGUAAUCGCAGUAGUCGGUGCAUUGUUGCCUAAUUGGGGAAAAAAUGGAGGAUUGACUUUUUGUAAUGUAUGUUUUCUUCUGUAUGAAUAUUUUAUGAACAAUAAAUGUGUAUAAAUGUCA